UUUUUUCUGAAACUAGCACUGCAGUACAACGAUUUUUUCUUUCCUUGGUUCUAGCAAUUCACGCUGUCUUCUGCACGCACUCUUCCCCUUCUGCACCACUACUUUUUGCAAAUACCCCCAGUAUACAGUCAUGUCGCUGAACCACGAACUUGUGCUCAAGGCCUCCAAGGCCCUGCUGACGCACGCCAAGCAGCGCAGCGAGAAGGAGGACUCGUCGAACCUGCUGGCAGGACGAGAAGGAGACAGUGAUCCUGCAGCUCGGACUGAAGCGGUUCAACAACAGGUCGCGGCACAAGCCGUACCGGAUCCCGCUGCGGACAGCGAUCUACGAUUCGGACAGCCAGGUGUGCCUUGUUCACAAAGGACGACAGCAAGGAGUAUGCGGCGAAAGAUCAUGGCGCUGGGCGUGCCUCAGAUCAAGGAGGUGAUCAGCAUCAAGAAGCUGAAGCACGACCACAAGGCGUACGAGGCGAAGCGGCGUGUGCUGACAUCGUACGAUCUGUUUCUGACGGACGACCGGAUCCUGAACAGCUUGCCGAAGGCCCUGGGCACCAAGUUCUUCCAGCGCAAGAAGCUGCCGUUCCCGGUCAACCUGGAUGCCAGUGACUUGAAGAAGGAGCUCAGCAAGGCCAUUGGGUCGACGUUCUACUCUCCUACCACGGGCACGACGUCGGUGGUCCGUGUGGGAUCGACUGAGAUGACGGCUGACCAGCUGGCUGAGAACAUCGAGUGCGCGGUGGAGGCCAUUGCGGCGCGUGUGCCUAAGGGAUGGAAGAACGUCCAGUCGCUGCACAUCAAGACCGGCAAGUCGCUGGCUCUGCCCAUUUACAACUCGCUGCCUGAGGAGGCUGAGGCGAUUGCGCGCAUUGCUGGCGCCUCUGCUGCCAAGAAGGCUGAGGCUGAGGCUGAGGACGAGGACGAGGAGAGCGAUGAGGAGGUAGAUGCCAGCGAGGAAAACGAAGAGGAGGAAGAGGAAGAGGAGCAGAUGCCGGCUAAGAAGCUCCGGAAGAGCCCGCUGUCGCGCGAGUCCAAGAAGCCCGCUGCUGCUACCAAGAAGUCGCCGGCCAAGAAGGGUCCGGCCAAGAAGCGGGGCUGUCAAGGCUUGAGCAAUCCUAAAACUUUAGUAUCUAUUCCAACUCUCGAAAAGUAACCUUUACUCUGU
Molecule: messenger RNA, 1162 nt
Organism: Linderina pennispora
Lineage: Eukaryota; Fungi; Kickxellomycota; Kickxellomycetes; Kickxellales; Kickxellaceae
Product: ribosomal protein L1
Exons: 1
Cellular component (GO): 90S preribosome
Source: RefSeq, a predicted model, not a curated record